Molecule: messenger RNA, 2329 nt
Organism: Phymastichus coffea
Lineage: Eukaryota; Metazoa; Arthropoda; Insecta; Hymenoptera; Eulophidae
Exons: 4
Coding region: 776-1312 (178 amino acids)
Source: RefSeq, a predicted model, not a curated record
GUAUGCUGGCGAGUCGCACGUUGACUUUGGUAAGUGGCUGACGCGCUUGUUUUUUCCACCGAUCGUGUAUGUGUACUCUCUUCGAAUUUUAUCGUUGUGCAAGUUUAAACAAAGGGAAUAUAAAGUGUCAUGGAAAUGCAGGUGUGCUCACGUGAGCCAAAACUAUCCUCACGAAGAAGACAAAGUUGAACGACUGCUUGAUUGUUGGAAUUAAAAGUGUGGUGUGUGCGUGGGAAGAAGAAAAAAAGUAAUAUACUAUACAAAGAGACAUGAAGAUGAGAGACUCGACUAUAAUCACGCACGCCGAUGUUUACGACGAGCUACCGAGUACUUCGACCAGUGACAAGUAAGUCCCAAGAGCAGCUUGCACUGCACUAUACAUAUAUGUAUACCCGCAGUUCGCAUUUCGUGAGUUUGCAAUUAGUUAUACUUCCUCAGUGUUUUUAUAUUUUACUUUUAUUUUACGCUACCGCAUCCACAAACCCCAUCCAAAACAACAAUAUCAAAAAUCCUUAAGCGACAGCACAGAGGCUCUCUUUGAUUGUCAGCUGAACGUGCGAAACUCGAUGAUAAAAUAAACAAACCGCGACGGCGACGUCUUUAAUUGCGAGAGACGAGCGCAUGGUGGUGCCGUGAGUGUCGGCGUCUGAGCGAGAUGCAUUAUCCACAUCACAACCCAUAGCACAAUUCCAACUACUGCGAGUACCAUCGAGUGUCGAAGAUACCGACGUUUAAAGUACGACAGCGCCAGUGGUACAACGCCAUAGGUCGCGCUAUGGGACUAAGCGAGAUACCCGAGCAGAUGGCAUCCUCGUAUUAUCCAACCCUAACGCGCGAGGAAAAAGCCCGAAUGCAUCCUUGCAGGAAGGCCAAGUGUGUUAUGAUGUCGACGGACACAUCACCGACGCUCACAGCAUCGUUACAAUCAGCAGGCUACGUCGAGCUGCCAGACGAGCCACGACCAGGCAAAAUAACACCCACAACGCCAACGACCAACACGACUAAUUCGUCACCGUCACCGCGGGCAGCAACGAGUCGUAGUAACGGUGGUAGCAGCAGUCACGAGGAAGAGGAAGUUAUCGAAGAAGCUGAGGUUCCAAUCGUGCGUACGACACUGCCAUCGCCAGAACCACGACCGUUAAUCGAACACAAUGGUUACAAGGAACACGACAGGUUGGACGGCGUUGCUAUGGCCAACAGCAAUGGACUGAAGAAGCCAGCUUUCCAAGAGCGACGUGACGUCGACGAAGACAGCUGCCUCAUCAAAUGCGUUUAUUUCACGCAGCAGUGCUGCGAGUGCGUGAUAGUCUGAUUCCCUCCCCCUUCAUUUUUUUUUAAGGAGUGAAAUCCGAAAUGAUAAAGUAAUGAACGACAAUGCCGAUGCUUUCUCCUUCAACUUUUUCUCUUCUCCGUUCCGCUGCGCCACGUGACGUUUGAUUAUUUUGAUAAUUGUGAAUUGCAUGCGUAAAGGGUAUUUUUUUUGAAAAUCACUGCGUCAUUUGUCAAAAUAAUCACAAAGACAGAACUCCGUAAGCGAGAAAAGAAUGCUCAGUGAAAUUAUAUAAGAAAAAAUCUUAAUAUUAGAUAUAUAUAUAUCUAACCGUAUGUAUGUAUGUAUAUAUAUAUACAUACAUAUCGGCUAUCGGCAAUAACAAAAGAAAUAAGAAAAUAAACCGAGAAGCCAGCUGUGAUCUUUCGCGGAAGUUGGCGGUAAAAUCAAACAUAUCAAAAGACACCACUUUAAGAGAAAAAUGAGCGGCACUGUUCACUGUCAAGGAUGAACAAAAUUGCAUUUCUUUUACGAUAGUCGAGAGAGAAAAGUAAUAGAUUUAACAAAUUUGUUCAAGUACAAUAUGUCUAAAUCGACAUGGAAAACAACAAAAUAUUUCAAUUGUAUUUUUGUAUUUAAAGCGUAAGGAAUAUUUUAAAAUCUUCCGGAUAUACUAAGUAUAUUUUAAAAAAUAUAGAGUGAACGUCGUAGAUCGAGGAUCAACGAUAAUAUUUACAAUAAUAAUGAGAAGAGAAAAAUCGCGAUGAGUGAUACAUGUCGAGAAGAUGCAAGCUUUGAUUUUUUUUGUAUACGUGAUGAUUUUGAAUUUUACAAUUAUUCACACUAUAUAGCAGUCCAAAGCUCGCAAGUAUAUUUUUUUCUACGCAUGAUUAUAUUAUACCUUUUUCUGCAAAGCUAUAUUAGAGAAAAAAAAAUGUCUUGUAGGGUGCAACAACAAACAGCUUUCGUCAGAGAAAAAGUAAAAUCUAUUGAUUCUCCAAUCUAUUGUAUAAGUGUACAGAAGUAAGUGACAAUUAAAGUGCAAUUUGUUUUACAAAA